AUGAGUGAAACUGAUUGGGACAACAUUACAGUUAUUCGUAAACGUUCAGAUCAAGCAAAGGUUGCCAAAGGAGAUUCUAAUAUUAAUGCAGCUAGACGUGCAGGUGCUGUAGUAGGUGUAGAACGGAAGGUCGCAGGUGGAACUAAUAGAAGUCAUUCAAAUACUGAACAUCAAAAAAUAGCUAAACUUGAUCGUGACAAUGAGGUCGCACCACCUCCAAAGGUAAGCUUAACAGUUGGUAAGGCAAUUCAGCAAGCCAGACAAGCCAAAGGAUUAACACAAAAAGAACUUGGACAAAAAGUCAACGAAAAGGCUAAUGUUAUUAAUGAUUAUGAGAUGAGUAGAACAAUUCCAAAUCAACAAAUCCUUGCAAAGCUUGAAAGAGUCUUGGGUGUUAAAUUACGUGGUAAAAAUGUUAAAGGUGAUACUGGUGAUAACACACAAACACCAGAAUAUUUGGUAGUUAUAAUUCUAGAAGGCACUGAUCGUCUUAAAUGA
Messenger RNA from Entrophospora sp. SA101, 498 nucleotides. NCBI's taxonomy places the organism in Eukaryota, Fungi, Glomeromycota, Glomeromycetes, Entrophosporales, Entrophosporaceae. The record is from the annotation of a GenBank genome assembly.